Molecule: messenger RNA, 10729 nt
Organism: Myxocyprinus asiaticus (Chinese sucker)
Lineage: Eukaryota; Metazoa; Chordata; Actinopteri; Cypriniformes; Catostomidae
Gene: lama2
Product: laminin, alpha 2
Exons: 64
Coding region: 35-9412 (3125 amino acids)
Biological process (GO): axon guidance; regulation of cell adhesion; regulation of embryonic development
Cellular component (GO): basement membrane
Molecular function (GO): extracellular matrix structural constituent; signaling receptor binding
Source: RefSeq, a predicted model, not a curated record
UACUGCUGCUGUUCGAAAGACGCAGAUCUGAAGAAUGAAAGCCCCGUGUAUUCUCGCUCUCAUUGGUGUGCUGUGGCGAUGUUGUGGUGCUCAACAGAGAGGUCUUUUCCCAGCAGUGUUGAACCUGGCCUCCAUGGCAGAGAUCACAGCCAAUGCCACAUGUGGAGAAACAGGACCAGAGAUGUACUGCAAACUCGUGGAGCACGUACCAGGACAGCCUGUCAAAAACCCUCAGUGCAGGACCUGUAACCUGAAGAGUGAACAUGAUUAUGAGCGGCAUCCCAUCGAGUACGCCAACGAUGGCACUAACAGAUGGUGGCAGAGUCCAAGCAUUAUGAACGGGAUGGACUACCAUUACGUCACCAUAACCCUGGAUCUACAACAGGUGUUCCAGAUUGCUUAUGUGAUCCUGAAAGCAGCGAACUCCCCUAGGCCAGGCAACUGGAUUCUGGAACGUUCUCUGGAUGGUGAAACAUUUAUGCCGUGGCAGUAUUAUGCCAUAACCGAUACAGAGUGCAUUACACGCUUUAACAUCGUCCCCAGAAGAGGCCCACCGUCCUACACCAGUGACGAUGAGGUCAUCUGUACUUCCUUCUAUUCGAAAAUCCAUCCACUGGAGAACGGUGAGAUUCACACGUCACUGAUAAACGGCCGCCCCAGCGCUGACGAUCCUUCCCCCAUGUUACUGAACUUCACCUCCGCCCGCUACAUCCGCCUGCAGUUCCAAAGAAUUCGCACACUAAACGCUGACCUCAUGACCCUCGCCCUCAAUGACCCCAGAGACGUCGACCCCAUAGUCACCAGACGGUAUUAUUACUCCAUUAAGGAUAUAUCAGUAGGAGGCAUGUGCAUCUGUUACGGUCACGCUAAGGCCUGCCCUCUCAACCCAGACACCAAGAAAUUCAGCUGCGAGUGUGAACACAACACUUGCGGGGAGAGCUGUGACCGAUGUUGCCCCGGUUACAACCAGAAACCCUGGAUGGCUGGAACCUUCCUCACACGGCACGUCUGUGAAAAGUGUAAUUGUCACAGUAAAUCAAAGGAAUGCUAUUUCAACCAGACUGUGGCUGAUGCUAAACUGAGUUUGAACAUUCAUGGAGAAUAUGAGGGUGGUGGAGUCUGCCUCGGUUGCUCCGAUAACACAGGUGGGAUUAACUGUCAAUCAUGUGCGGACAGCUACUACAGACCGAGUGGGGUGAGUCCAGAUGAAGCCCACCCCUGCAGACCCUGUUCAUGUGACCUGAGAGGUUCACUGCACCAUGCAUGUGUUCCUGAUGACAGUCACGCCACCACAGACAUAACUGCAGGCUCCUGCAUUUGUAAGCAUGGAUAUGCAGGUGAGAAGUGUGACAGGUGUGCGUUUGGAUACACAGGAUUUCCUCUGUGUGAGCGAUGCAACUGCAGCAGUGAGGGCAGCAUUAACCAGGACCCCUGCCAGCUGCCCUGUGUGUGUAAGGAAAAUGUCGAGGGAGAGAACUGUGACCGCUGUAAACAGGGAUUUUAUAAUCUCCGUGGAGACCAUCUCCGUGGAUGCGAGAAGUGCUACUGUUCCGGGUUGGCUAGCCUGUGCACAGAAUCCCACUGGGACUACAGCAAUGUGACCGAUAUUUCUGGCUGGUAUCUAACAGGUGCAGAGGGGGAGGGGCUUGUGUGGGCGGUGUCCAGUAGAGACACGCCCCAUCAAAUCACCGCAAGCCAAUCAGACGCUAAGCCUCACCUGACAGCACCUUACUACUGGAGUGCACCAUCUGUUUACCUCCACAAGAAACUCUUGGCAUAUGGAGGCAGUUUGGCCUAUAGCGUCUCUUAUGACACCGAAAGCAAAGAUAGCCCUGUUCAUAUCACCAGCGCUCCUGAUGUCAUUAUAGAGGGUGGUGGACUGCGUUUGAUUGACAGCAGGUCUGGGGUGACGGUGUAUCCUUUCUCAGUAUUUGAGCGGAGGAUAGAUCUGCUCCCGGAAAGCUUUCAGCAUCAUGCCUCAGAACUGCCUGUCAGUAAGAGGGACUUCCACUCUGUCCUCAACAACAUUGAGCGUCUGCUCCUCAGGGCCUCCUACACUCAGGAACACAGCACCAUCUACAGGUUGGGUACAGUGAGCAUGAGUGUUGCGUCUGAGGACUUUCGCAGUGGCGUUCACGCCCGUGCUGUGGAAGUGUGUCAGUGUCCUCAUGGAUAUGACGGCACGUCUUGUGAAAUGUGUGCCAUGGGGUACCGCCGGGUGAAUGGAACAGUGUAUCGUGGCGUGUGUGAGCUCUGCCGAUGCAAUGGACAUGCGGAACGCUGUGAUGACAUCACUGGACAAUGCCUGGACUGUAAGCACCACACUGUAGGACCAAACUGUGACCAGUGUGCUCCUGGUUACUAUGGAGAUGCCACAAAGGGAACAGCCAAUGACUGCCAGCCAUGUGCCUGCCCCCUACUGACCCCAUCAAACAAUUUCAGCCCCACAUGUCACCUGGAUGCCAGGGGUGAUGUAAUCUGUGAUCGGUGCCAGCCGGGGUACACUAGUGCUCGCUGUGACAGGUGUGCUAAUGGCUAUUUUGGUCGUCCCAAUGUUCCUGGUGGAUCCUGUCAGCCGUGUAUGUGUAACGGUAACCUGGACCGAACAGCACUGCUCAGCUGCGACCCAGUGACUGGAGCCUGUCUGCGCUGUCGUGAAGGGUACGGAGGGCCGGACUGUGAAAGGUGUGCAGAUGGAUACUUUGGAGAUGCCCUUGUAGCAAAGAAUUGCCAAUCUUGUCAGUGUCACAUUAAUGGAUCGCUGACUGAGGUUUGUCAUCAGGAGACGGGCCAGUGCCAGUGUCGACAACAUGUUGUUGGACGUCAGUGUGACGAGUGUUUGGCGGGCACACACAUGCAGGGCAGUCAAGGGUGUGUCCCAUGCCACUGUAAUUCCUUUGGAUCAAAGUCAUUUGAUUGUGAUGAAAGCGGUCAGUGUCGCUGUCAACCCGGUGUAACAGGACAGAAGUGUGACCGCUGCGCUUCGGGACACUUCGGCUUCCAGGAGGGCGGCUGUACACCAUGCCAGUGUGUUCAUAUAGGCAAUAACUGUGAUGCUAACACAGGUCAGUGUAUCUGUCCGCCCAACACCGUUGGAGAAAGAUGUGACAAAUGUGCACCCAACCACUGGGGUCAUGACAUCAGCACCGGCUGCAAGGCAUGUGGCUGUAAUGUGUUUGGGUCUGUGACGCAGCAGUGUAACAUAAACACGGGCUGCUGUAUGUGUCGUGAGCAGUUCAUGGGUGAGAAAUGCGACGAGUGUAAACUGGGUUACAGGGACUUCCCACAAUGCAUUACCUGCCAGUGCUCCUCAGCAGGCUCGUCUGCGGAGACCUGCGAUGCAGAUUCUGGUGUCUGCGCAUGUGCAGACAGAAGCGGGCAGUGCUCGUGUAAGGCUAACGUGGAGGGAGUGAGGUGUAACCACUGUAAGUCGGGCUCGUUCGGCCUCAGUCACAGGAAUCCACUGGGCUGCAGUCAGUGCUACUGCUUUGGGUUAAGCAGCUCGUGUACAGAGGCCACGGGACUCAUUCGUAUGUGGUUGACUCUGACGCCGGAGCAGACAGUUCUUCCUCUAGUGGACAAAAGCAAUGCACAGGAGAGCACAGCAGGCGUGAGCUUUCAGCAUCCAGACAUCAUCGCUAACGCUGAUGUGGUCCGUCAGCAUCUGAGUGAGCCGUACUACUGGAGACUGCCCAAACAGUUCAGAGGAUCUAUGAUAACGGCUUAUGGUGGCAAGUUGAAGUAUGCGAUUUAUUACGAGGCCCGUGAUGAGACGGGUCGCACCUCCUAUGAGCCCCAAGUCAUCAUCAAGGGCGGCCCGAAAAGAGACAAAGUCAUGAUCCGUCACAUGCCAGCACUUCAGAUUGGCCAGCUGACUCGUCAUGAGAUUGACAUGACAGAGCACGAGUGGAAACACAAGGACGACAGGUCAAUGUCUCGUGAGGAUUUCAUGGAUGUGCUGUUUUAUGUUGAAUAUAUCCUGAUAAAGGCAUCACAUGGCAACGUCAUGAGACACAGCAGAAUUUCUGAGAUCUCUGUGGAGGUGGCAGAAGUGGGCACCCCUUCACAGGACAGUGAAAUAGCCCAUCAGAUAGAGAAAUGUGACUGUCCUCUGGGAUACGCUGGUCUCUCCUGUGAGGAAUGUGCGGCCGGGUUCUACAGACUGUCGGUGCACACUGGUGGCGCCUCGUUCAGAGUGGGCAUUGGCAGCUGUGUUCAGUGCCAGUGUAAUGGGAACAGUGACUUGUGCAACCCUGAAACAUCCGUCUGCCAGAAUUGCCAGCAUAACACAGUAGGCGAUAAGUGUGAGAGAUGUGCUCCAGGGUUUUACGGGGUGGUGCGCGGCUUCCCGGACGACUGCAAACCCUGUGCGUGCCCACUCCUCAACCCAGAGAACAAUUUCAGUCCCAGCUGUCAGACGGAGGGUUCUAAUGAGUACCGCUGCACUGCCUGUCCUGAAGGCUAUGAGGGAAAACACUGUGAAAGGUGCGCUCCAGGUUUCCAUGGUAACCCGAAUGUGGUGGGAGGCCAGUGCGAGGAGUGUAAGUGCGACACUAAUGGUGCAUUUCCCACACCAUGUGAUACACGUUCUGGGCAGUGCCAGUGUCGUCCCGGUGCCAGGGGACUCAAGUGUGACCAGUGCAUGGAGAGGCAUGUGUGUGGCCCUGAGGGCAUCGUGUCAUGUGAUGAUGUCUGCGCAGGCCUCUUGAUCCGUGACAUGGAUCGUCUGCUGCAUUUGAUUGGCAGUGUCAAUCUAACUCUGCCCCUCCCCCUGCCAUAUAAAGUGCUCUAUCGAUUCGAGAACAUGACAGAAGAACUCAAGCACAUGCUUUCUCCACAGAGGGCGCCAGAGAGGCUGCUACAGUUAGCCGACAGUAACCUGGGCAGCCUGGUCACCGAGAUGGACGAACUUCUCAGCAGGGCCACUAAAGUAUCUGCUGAUGGGGAGCAGACAGCAGCAGAUGCAGAGAGAAGUCACAAAGGAGCAGAGGACCUGGAGCGCUAUGUGAGGAACACACUCCUGGCUGCUGAAGCUAUACGUGACAAAGCUCGUGAGCUGAAUGCGACUCUGGGUUUGAGGAAUGGAGCUCCAGAGAAGAGUGUAAAUGAGAUAAACAAUGAAAUCCAAGCCAUGCUCGCAGAACUACGCAAACGCCAGCUCUCCGGAAAGAAACACGUAGCCGAGGAUGAACUUGGGGCCUCCGAGGCUCUUUUAGCUAAAGUAAAGCGUUUGUUUGGAGAUCCACACCAGGCCACAGAGGAUCUGAAGGAGGAGGUUAGUGAUAAGAUGGGCGAUUACAGGCAGAAACUCAGUGAAGCUCAGGAUCUGCUGCUGGAUGCUCAUAACAAAACCAGAGAGGCAGGAGCGCUAGCUGUUAGCAACCAACAAAACCUUAACAGCCUGCAGGGAAAGAGGGAUGCAGCCGGUAAAGAGAAAAAGAAAGCUGAAGUAAUUCUGACAGAGGGAGAGAAGAUGCUGGAUGAAGCCAACGCUCUCUCAGAUGACAUCAACCAGGGCAAAGAGGAGCUGGAAGAGAUGGUGAGAGAGUUGGACCCCUUACAUGAUAAACUGGAUUUUAAGGUGACGCGGUUGGGUCGUGGUCUGGAAGAUUCAGUCCCGGAGCUGCUGCUGAGAGCAGAGAACCACGCAGCACAGCUCAACGAGUCUGCCGGUAUUCUCGACAGCAUUCUUGCUGACGCAAAGAACCUGUCCUUCAAUGCCACAGCCGCCUUCAAUGCAUACACCAACAUCAAGAACUACAUCGACGAAGCAGAUAAACUGGCCAAAGAUGCUAAAAAAACCAGCAUGGAGGCUUUACAGCUGGCUUCAGGACCCAAAGGAUCUCUAAAAGAUCAGGCCAAGGGUUCCGUCCAGAAGAGCUACCAUCUCUGGAAUGAGGCCAAAGAACUACAGAACGACGUGAAAGAAAAUGGAGAGAAUCUGGGUGCUCUUCAGUUCAGACUGAAAGCGGCCGACAAAAAGAACAAAGACCUGCAGAAAGACCUGAAUGAUACAAUGGACAAACUCAACGCCAUCCCUAACGAUCUGGCAGAUAAGAUACAAGCCACAAAAGUGAAGGCAGAAGAGGCCAAUGACACGGCUCUAGACGUUCUGAAUUGUCUGAAGGACAUGAACUUAAACCUGAUGGGCUUGAAGAAGAACUACAGCAAACUGGAGGAUAAUGUCAACAAAGCCAACAACCUUAUCAAAGACCCAGAGAAAAACAUUCAUGCAGCUGGUGCUAAAGUGAAGGAUCUAGAAAAUGAAGCUGAUAGGUUGCUGGAGAAACUAAAGCCAAUUCAGGAACUUCAGGACAACAUAAAGAAAAACAUCUCACAGAUUAAAGAACUCAUCAAUCAGGCCCGCAAACAGGCUAAUUCUAUCAAAGUGUCUGUGUCGUCCGGUGGAGACUGUAUUCGUACAUACCGCCCAGAGAUAAAGAAAGGCCGAUACAACACCAUUAUCCUGAAUGUGAAGACUGUUGCUGCUGAUAACCUGCUCUUCUACCUCGGCUCGGCCAAAUAUGUGGAUUUCUUGGCAAUUGAGAUGAGGAAGGGGAAGGUGAACUUCCUGUGGGAUGUGGGUUCUGGGGUGGGCCGUGUAGAAUAUCCUGAUCUCAUCAUCAAUGAUGGAAACUGGCAUCGAAUUGAAGCGUCACGUAUUGGGCUGAACGGCAGUAUCUCAGUGCACGCGUUGGAGGGGCCGAAGACGGGCAUCAUACCCACCCUGAGCAGUGCCAAAUCACCCGAGAGCUUCACUGUACUGGAUGUGGACCAAAACGCUUACCUGUUUGUGGGUGGCAUGCUGGGAUCUGUGAAGAAGGCAGACGCUGUGAAAACCACCACAUUCUCUGGCUGUAUGGGUGAGACGUCUCUGGAUGGAAAACCCAUUGGUCUGUGGAACUACAGAGAGAGAGACGGUGAUUGUGCUGGUUGUAUGGUCAGUCCUCAGCCCGCUGACACUGAAGGCACGGUGCAGUUUGAUGGAGAGGGUUAUGCAGCCGUCAGCCGUCCCACAAGAUGGAAUCCCAAUGUUUCCACGGUGAUGUUCAAGUUCCGCACCUUCUCCACAGAUGCUGUGAUGAUGUACUUUGCCACUAAGGACAUGAAAGACUUCAUAAGUGCAGAGCUGAGUGAUGGCAGGGUAAAGGUGAGUUAUGAUCUGGGAUCAGGCACCAGCUCCAUCACCAGUAACAAACGGCACAACGAUGGAAAAUGGAAAUCGUUCACUAUUUCCCGCAUGAAGAAAGAAGCAACCAUCACCAUAGUGAACAUUGAUACGAAUGAAGAUGAGCAGUUGGAGAUGGCGUCUCCAGGUGGCGCUACAGGGCUCAACCUGAGGGAAGAUGAGAGGAUGUAUUUUGGAGGUUUACCCAAAGCUGGAAACUACAGGUCAGAGGUGCAGUUGAAGAGUUUCUCUGGCUGUAUGAAAGACAUAGAAGUUUCCAGAACUCCGUAUAAUUUGCUGAGCAGCCCAGACUACACCGGACUGAUCAAGGGCUGCUCUAUUGAGAAUCUACACACGGUGAGCUUCCCCAGACCCGGCUACAUGGAGCUGAAGCCCAUGUCGUUUGAUGUGGGGUCAGAGAUCACGCUCUCCUUCAGCACUAAGAGUGAAAACGGCAUCAUGCUGUUCGGCAGAGGAGGUGUGACCUCGAGGACACAGGGCCUGAAGCCUGUCCACAUGUCACGCAGGCAACGCAGACAGACUGGAGAGCCCUUCCUGUCUGUACAGCUGAAUAAAGGAGCUCUGGAGGUGCUGGUGUUCACAGGCAGCAGGAACCCACGGAGAGCUCUCAGAAAACCAGACAAGGGAAUCCUGCAUGAUGGACGAGAACACUCACUGCGCAUCCAGAGACUCCAUGGAUCAUCUUUCACUGUGCAGGUGGAUGAAGAACCGCUGAUGCAGCAGGCAUUACCCAGCGAUCUUCCCAUGAGCAUCCACCGUCUCUUCAUCGGUGGAAUUCCAGUUGACAUAGAAACAGGUCUGCAGCGGCCCAACGUGCCGUUUGAAGGCUGCAUCUGGAACCUUCUGGUCAACACUGUCCCCGUGGAUUUCUCCCAACCCGUUGCCUUUGAGAACGCAGAGAUUGGUCAGUGCCCUGACUUGGCUCCGCCCCCUCCCCCACCUGAGAUUCCUGAAGAAGAAAAGGAGGAAGAGGAAGAGGCUUCACCCAAACCAGCGCUCACACCAGAACCAGCUAAGCCACCACCAUCCUCCACUGCCACGCCUCUUGCAGAGGUCAUCCCCAUCCCUGACUCGCCCUCAAAAGUCAAAGAACCAAUGGUUUCCUGUGCAGCAGAGGCAGAACCUGUAGUCCUGGAAUUGGCUAAACAGUUUGGUCUGAACAAAAACAGUCACAUGGCCUUUGAGUUUGAUGACACAAAGGUUAAAAACAGGUUGAUCAUCGAGUUUGAGAUGCGGACAGAAGCAGACUCUGGUCUGGUGUUUUACAUGGCCAGAAUAAACCACGCUGACUUCGCCACCAUCCAGGUGAAGGAAGGAAUGGCUCACCUGAGCUACGAUCUGGGCAGCGGGAACACCUCCGUCAGCGUGCCACGCAUCAUCAACGAUGGACAGUGGCACAAGAUCCGUGUGUUGAGAGAGAAGCAGAGAGGAAUUCUUACCAUCGAUGGCCGAUACUCCAAACAUGCUGUCAGCCCAAAGAAAGCAGAUAUCCUGGACGUUGUGGGAAUGUUGUAUGUGGGGGGUUUACCUCUCAAUUACACCACCAAACGCAUUGGGCCUGUGCUUUACAGUAUCAACGCUUGCAUCAGAAACUUCAAGAUGCUGAAUCUGCCAUUAGACAUGGAAAACCCCACAUCCAGCUACCUCGUGGGCUCCUGUUUUGCUAACCCAGAAAAGGGAACUUAUUUUGAUGGCACUGGCUAUGCAAAAGCCGUGGCUGCAUAUCGAGUCGGUAAUGACGUAUCUGUGGAUCUGGAGUUCCGGACCGCACAGAACAGUGGUGUUCUGUUUGGUAUCAGUAGCCAGAAAAUGGACGGACUGGGUAUUGAACUCGUCAAUGGAAAGCUUUUAUUCCAUGUUGAUAAUGGAGUGGGCCGCUUCACAGCCGUAUACGAGCCGGAUCAGGAGGCGGGGCUUUGUGAUGGACAGUGGCAUACUGUCUCCGCCCACAAGCUGAAGCAUCGCCUAGAGCUCAUUGUGGAUGGCAAGAAGUCUGAGGCAGCAAGUCCAGACAUCCGCUCUGCUUCUGCCGACACAAAUGACCCUGUGUAUGUAGGAGGAUACCCUGAGGGUCUGAAGCAGUUUGGACUGACUACAAACACAGCGUUUAAAGGCUGCAUGAGAAAUAUGAAGAUCACUAAAGCUGGGAAGGUUCUGGAUGUUCAAAUGAACAAAGCCCUGGAGCUCAGAGGAGUUCAACCUCUUACCUGUCCCGCUAACUAAACACACAAACACACACACUCAGUCACAUCUCUACCAAAUACAAAAACACCUGAUUCAUUUCCCUGGUACGCAAAGUGAAUCAGUAAAUGAAUCAAAGAUAUUAUUAUUACGAAUUUUUUAAAAAAAGAAAUCUACAUGGCAAAGAACAGAAGCAUUCAGUGAACUAACUGAUUCUCUAGCUGUACCACUUACAGCCAGAUCACUAAUAGAAUAUGAGAAAUAGAAACAAACAUCUAAACAAACCAAAGACUGUAUGAUACAGCUUAAUGAAAACCAAAUCUAACAAUCCUAUUAAUAUAGAACCAACAAGGCUUUUACAGUCUGACACCACAGGAGAACCAUGUGAAGUUCCACAAAAACAUCAUAUUCUCCAGUUCUUUGGAAAAUCGCCAAUGUAGUGCUUUAAAGAACCUAGAAACCAGUAAACUGAUCCAAAAAAUAAAUAUCAACUCAAGAACCCUCUACAGCCAAACAAGGUUCCUAUGAGUAAGAAGAAGGUUCUUUGCCGAACCAUAGAACAACCUUUAUUUUAAAGUGUGAAAGGCCUUGAGGAAUCAGAAACAAAUAUAAAACACACAUUCAUAGUCACUAACUCAAUGAACUAACGCUACGUUCACAACGCAAGCCACCGAAUGCUCAAAUCUGUGAGGUUGUUCGUAUGAAAUUUUAAAUGUGGCUCUGAUCUUAAAGAGCUCCUAAACUGACCAACAUGUGUAAAAAACCUACCCUGGCAUGUACAGCAUAACAUUAUGUCAUUUAAUGUGAUUUCAUAUCUUAUUAUAUCAAAUUGGAAGAAUUUUGAACUUCUGGUCUUAAAUCUGUGCAUUAACAUUUUAACGUGCAAGUGUCAAUAACAACUGAGACCUAGUGUAUAUCAAUAUAUAUUUAAAAUAUAUUUUUGCACUUUUCUGUGUAAUAUUUCAUAUAGUGCAAUUCAUAAAUUGAUUCAAGGGUAAAAUCAAGUGCAUAAUCAUGACAAAUGUUGAGCUAGAUUGGAAUAAAAAUCACAUAAAUUCCACCCUGAAGCCACAACAACAACAUUAAAAUCAGAUCAGAUAUGAAUAUAAUAAGACAUAUUAAUGUGCCCCAGAUCGGAUUUGAAAAAGUCAUAUUCAACUGUGGUGUGAACGCAGCAGAAAGGUGUUAAAGAUGAAGUUACACUUGAUUAACUACACGCCCUGAUGCCACAAGAUAGAAGUAAACUACACAUUCUCUGACUGUGUUCCCUUUGAAAUCCCAGUGUGUAAUUUUGGCAUGGAGUGAUUACAUGUAGUGUGCAAUGAACAGUAUUUCAAAAUAAAGAAAUAUCCUCUCUGA